CUUAGCAUUGUAAAGACUACUGUAGAGCCAAGACAAGAGAAGGAUCACAAUCAAAAGACGCACACGCACACGCAUGCACACCACGCUAUUAUCAAGAAUCAUCUGUGCUUGAUGCUUUUCAUCCACGUCGGCCACCGCCCUGGCCCCACGCCCACGCUCUCCGCAUUUUACUGCCAUCGCUAUCUAUUUUGCCGGACACUUCUGCUCUCUCCCAUGAUCCCUUUCGCAUAAAAAUCUAUCAUUGGCUUGAAUUCAAUCCGAUAGCAGAAAUUGUUAUUUGUCUUGCUUUGGUUCUCUGCAUUCUUUUGAAUCGUUUAGACACCCAGUCAUUUCGCUCAGCAAGCAUCCCGCUCUCGCUCUCUCUCGUCUCAGGCGUAUGAGAAAGGCUCGCCCAACAAAUUCAACAACGUGGAUUCGGAUGAGGGUUCUGGCGGUUUUUCGUUGAGCGUCGAUAUAAUUAUGGAAGGGUUUCUGUCUCUACCACCGGAACGCAGUUCGAUCUUGGGCCGUUCGCCCUGGAAGUUCUUGGUCAAAUCAACAGCCCAUGCGCUGAAUGCCUCGCAAGAAGACCGUCUUCGCAUCGCUUGUACGCUGCUUGGAAACAAACAAAAUCCUCGUGCCCUUGCCAAUCGUCGGACGGCUCGAGCUCAAACUCUGUACAACGUAGUACGUGGGGAGUUUCAAUAUACAAGCAAAAGGUUGGUGAAGCUGGACCUGAUCGACCACAAAAAUUGUAUACGGGAGAGGCACGGCAAGCUUACUUUUGGUCGGCUCCAGAAUGAUUCCGAUUGCAUUGUUCGCUAUCCCCUCUCAAGGUUUAGAACAUGCUUCGUCGAAGAUAUUAUGCGCCGGAAACCAGGACCUGCUCGGCCAACGCUGAUUCUCGAGCUUGAGCAAGAAGCCCCUGGGACUCCCACUGGAGGACGACGUCGAUCUAGUCAAAAUAGUGUUGCAUCGCCUUUUUCCAGCAAAUCUCGUCAACGCACAUUGCUGUUUCGCAGCGACGAGAACCGCCCUUCUCCCAGCCUACUGGAAUGGCGAGAUGCGAUUCUGCAACACAUGAGCCAAGUUUCCCCCGGUGUGGACUUCAACCCCAACUUUUCCUUUGGUCGCAGCAAAGGCUUUUCACUCUCGUCUUCGACGCGGCCCACUCUUCCUCAUCUGCAGCAGUCAUAUCACUCGACAACGAGCGGCUACCCGCCUUCAGUAUUGCUUAGCCCCACAUGCUCUAUUGGUUCGAACCGCAGCGAAAUGUCGAGCAGCAAUUCGGACAAAAAGUCACAUUUUAGCAAAAUAUCAGACCUCCCGUCGCCCAUGGUGGACUCGCCCGUCACUCCAAUGGCAGCCGCAUCGCUCAAUCCCGGCCUUGCCAGUCUGUACUCGCAGCCGUCCCCUGGAUCCCCGCACUCUCCCAUCCUGCCCUCGAGCUCGACAAUAAAUGCGCUGCCCAAACCUCGCGAGACCAUCCUCGAUCGGGCUUUUAUGAUGAACUAUAUCCCUGGAAGCGAGAGAGUAUCCACGCCAGGCCUGAGCUCCAUUGCACGCUUCGAGGCACUCAUGGAAGAGAUGGAUUUGGAAAAGAAGACCGAAAAGGGCAAAACCAACAGCCCACGCAACAACGACGACGGUCACGACGAUUCGGAACUAGAUCCCCUAGAAAAUACCCCUCCUACACAUGUCACAAACACGCCCACCACUGCAACCGCCACCGGCAGCGGUAGUGGAAAUACUCUACCUCCCGCAGCACAAUCGUCGACAGCUGCUGCUGCAGCUCCUCUGCCUGAUGCAGCUGGCCUUCGCUCCUCUUUCCAAUCCUCCGAUCUUCCCUUCCGACAAACCACACCCCCAGUCAUACCCAACUCGACAUCGACCCACAAAGCAUCUUCAAGCAAUAGAGUCCGCUCCCGUCCCACGAGCCUCGCGCUGCCAUCCCGCUCUUCCUAUCGAUGGAACGACGCUCCAGAGUCGCCUGACCGCAGCGGCCUCGGCGCAACAGACAGCAGACGAAGCAGCCAGAGCGUCAAACGACAGAGCUUGUCCGAUUUCACUCGCCGCGUUUCUUCCACGGGCUCCGUGCUCCUGGCUCGCUCCUUUACGGCCGAAUCGUCGUCCGGCUCGCCGCGCAGUUCUGCGUUUAGUGACCACAGCGAAGAUGUCGAUGACGACGGGAUGUUUCAUACUAAUAAACUGUCCGCGAUGCCGAAGCAUUCGUCGAGAUUUUUAUUAGACGGUGCGCCUUUUUGA
This is a messenger RNA of Xylona heveae TC161, 2244 nucleotides long. RefSeq lists its product as hypothetical. The coding region runs from base 460 to 2244 and encodes 594 amino acids. The transcript is spliced from 2 exons. The record is from RefSeq and is a predicted model, not a curated record. NCBI's taxonomy places the organism in Eukaryota, Fungi, Ascomycota, Xylonomycetes, Xylonales, Xylonaceae.